Messenger RNA from Colias croceus (clouded yellow), 1936 nucleotides. RefSeq lists its product as uncharacterized. Gene Ontology annotation, biological process: ubiquitin-dependent protein catabolic process; protein ubiquitination. The transcript is spliced from 4 exons. Bases 219 to 1403 code for a protein of 394 amino acids. Lineage: Eukaryota; Metazoa; Arthropoda; Insecta; Lepidoptera; Pieridae. The record is from RefSeq and is a predicted model, not a curated record. Gene Ontology annotation, molecular function: ubiquitin protein ligase activity. Gene Ontology annotation, cellular component: cytosol; ubiquitin ligase complex.
CUGUGCAUGUGAUCAUGGGUCAGUCUGAGCGCCAACGCCGCCCGCCCGACCUGCCGCCCAAGUAGCGCGCAUUCAUGUGACAUAGUUUGCUCAAUCCAGCCGUAUUGAAAAACAAUCAAACGUUUAAAAGUGUUUUUCGUUUUGAAAAAAAUAUUGUUUGAAAUCUUAAGGUUAAUUAAAAGACUGUCUGUUACUGUUUAUUCACUUUUAAUUCUAAAAUGGGUAUGAUUUCACGUGUACGUGGUCGAAUCCGAAGUGAUUCUUUCUCGAAAAUUCAAAUGAAAUCCGAGGAUAAAAUAGCCAAUAUCGUGUGGCUUAUAUCGCUAGUUCUUCUUCUGCCAUACUGGGCACCACGGGGUCUCCUGGUGGCGCUAGGGGGAGCCUGGCUUAUGGCCGCUUACACAUGCUUUGUGGUUCCAGUCCUCAUCUCUGCCAACUACCGAUAUCCAGCUAGAUGGUACCCGGCCGUUGUCAAACUUGCACGAAAGAUAGCGCGAAAGCUGCAAGCUCCAGUGGCAAGAGUUGUAUAUGUCCUGAAAACUGCAUACUCCCCUAUUGACCGCGCAGAACGACUGUUUCUGCAGCUGAAUAAUCUCUCCACAAUGAUCAGCCAGUUGCUGAUCUUCACUGCAUGUGACCGCCUCUUCGUAUCAAGCGGCAGGCUUACCUGCCUCUACUCGCUCAUGUUCUACAAUGUCAUCACAUAUUCAGUGAACUAUAUUAAAGAAAUAUGCACCAAAGAAGACUGGUCUCCCUAUGUUAAUGUCACUCGUCACUCCCAAGUAAAGCACCUUGCAAUGUCUGCUACCAAAAUCGUACUCGAAUGGACCAAAGCGGUCACAUUUAUCGUGACCAUAACGUUUAUUCUCCUUACACUGGGAUUGGAACAAGGAUUGGAACAUUACAGGCCAAAUCUGCUUUACACUCUCAUUACAGGAACUUAUUAUUUAUUAACUGAAAGAACAUUCCUGGAGUUAUGGCCUUUGGCGCUGUCUGCUAUGAAAUUAGAAAGACUAGAAGGAAUGGAGGCAAUGUAUUGCGGAGUUUGGGCUAGAGGUAUCACGACUGCAAUAGCGAUACCCUUAGUGCCAGCUCUUGCGUGGCACGAGCGUUGGAGGCUCGCUUUGCUCGUUGCAUACAUCUGUGUUUACGUGCACGGAAGACAUAGACUCGGGGAAGUAUUGGUUAAACUGAACGAGGCCUGUGACUCUCUAGCCAGGUUUCGACGAGCGACUGUAGAAGAAUUGUCGACAUUGGAAGAUGUGUGUGCUGUUUGUCUCGGAGCUAUGAAGUCAGCUCGAGUGACUCCUUGCGCUCAUUUCUUCCACGCCGACUGUCUGAGGAAAUGUCUUGCUGCAUCAGAUCGAUGUCCUAUAUGUGUAAGACCAUACGUGUUCUAUUGACAGAGUAUUUAAAGACUGUGUGGCUUAGUUAUAAUAUGAAAAUUAAGUGAUGACCAGUAUUAUUCAAACGAAUGUUAUUUUUAAGAUUAUUGCAAAUAAUUUAAAGAAGUUGGAGUGCAAUGGGUGAUAUUUUAAUAAUAUUUAAUAGAUUUAAAAUCCUAUGAAAUAGAGCGACACCCCAUAUAGACUGUUCUUUUUUGGGUUAUUUAUGAAAAUCGGAAUGGUCUAAGAUCCGAAUAUAAGUGGAAAUGCAACGGCGUGAUAAUAGAAUGAGACCAAUUUUAUAAUAAAUUUAGUGUAUUAAAAAAUGUAUUAAAAAUGGGUUGACUGGGAAAAUCCUGGACAGGACAUUGUUAAUGAAUUUAAAAAAAAAAUAUUUUUUUUAAUUAAUUGCAGUAUCAACAUAAUAAAAAAAAAUUUAUAAUAGACUUAAAGUAUGAAACCUACAGAAUGUGCAGUCAUAGUCGUUUUCUAAUAUUUACCGGGACAAACGGCUAGGUUGGCAGGUAUAAACAGGUACUUAGGUAUGUUGG